Messenger RNA from Osmerus eperlanus (European smelt), 3809 nucleotides. RefSeq names its product anoctamin 2b (gene ano2b). Gene Ontology annotation, cellular component: plasma membrane. NCBI's taxonomy places the organism in Eukaryota, Metazoa, Chordata, Actinopteri, Osmeriformes, Osmeridae. Gene Ontology annotation, molecular function: protein dimerization activity; intracellularly calcium-gated chloride channel activity. The record is from RefSeq and is a predicted model, not a curated record. Gene Ontology annotation, biological process: chloride transmembrane transport.
GAGAGUGAGACAGGAUUGUGCUUCCUUACAUCAUUGUUGCCAUCCCCGUUCACCUGUCCGACAGUCUAUCAGCGGCGCCAUGGCGCUGCGCAGGUCACCGUCCUCCUACACAGAGUUGUGGAAUGGAGUCCCACACCCCGGAAUCGCGACUGCCCAGAGCAAGUGCUCCUCCAUCCAAAGCAUCCACAGUCUGUCUCGCGCCUUCUCCAGGGGUCGAUUGGACUCGCAGUAUUUUUACCGUGACGCUGACCCCCACAACUGCGAGAUUAAGAUGCCACAACUAAGCAUCAGCAUGCAACAGUCUUCGAGUGAGGACAAGAUUCCGGUGGUGGGUGCGGACCCAGCCGUGCAGGCCGAGUCGGGGCUGCAGUACUUCUCCGACGGCAGGAGGAAGGUUGACUACGUCCUGGUGUACAACCAGCGCAGGCCUUCCUCUGUCAGGCCGGCCUGCAGCGCUCCUCCUCACCGCAUCUCCGUCAUCUCCAAUGGCAACUUCCCGCCCCCGGGAGCGCCGGGGGAGGUGUGUCUGGAGUUGGGGCCCGACCCGCCCGACCCCGGCGACGGGGACAUGGUUCUGAUCCGACAGGAGUUUGAGGCCAUCCUGCUGGAAGCUGGGCUGGAGAUUGAGAGAGACAGUGAGGUUCGGGCUCACGGCCCCAGCUUCACGAGGCUGCACGCCCCCUGGUCGGUGCUGAGCAGAGAGGCUGAGUUCCUCAAGGUGAAAAUGCCCACCAAGAAGAGCUAUGAGCUGAAGGAGGAAAGCGGUAUUGCCCGCACCCUGAACUCGGUGUACAGGAAGCUGAACCACCCCUUCCAGCCUCGGGUGCCCCACCUGGGUGAAGGCCGGACCAAGCUGGUGUCCCACUACUUCACCCGCGACAAGAUGCACCUCUUCGACAUCAAGUCCAAGGACACGUUCUUUGAAAACGCCACGCGGAGUCGAAUAGUGUACGAGAUUCUCCGACGGACAGCUUGCGUGCGGACCUGCCAGUCCAUGGGCAUCACUAUGCUACUCGCUAAAGGGGUGUACGACGCGGCCUUCCCUCUGCACGAUGGGGACUAUAAGGUCACGGAUCACUCAGAAAAAGAGAUGAACGAAAGACAGAUACUUCACAAUGAGUCCCGAUAUGGCGCCUUCUACAAGUACCAGCCUGUGGACCUCAUAAGGAAGUACUUUGGGGAAAAGAUUGGCCUGUACUUUGCCUGGCUGGGCGUCUACACGCAGAUGCUGAUCCCAGCCUCGCUGGUGGGCAUCAUUGUCUUCUGCUACGGAGUCGCCACUGUCGACACAAACAUACCCAGCCAGGAGAUGUGUGACGAAAGUCAAAACUUCACCAUGUGCCCGCUGUGCGAUGGCGACUGCGACUUCUGGCACCUGAGCACGGCGUGUGGCACGUCGCGGGCCUCGCACCUGUUCGACAACCCCGGCACCGUGUUCUUCGCCAUCUUCAUGUCACUCUGGGUGGCCCUGUUCCUAGAGCAAUGGAAGCGAAGGCAGAUCAGUCUGAACCACAGUUGGGACCUGACUGGGCUGGAGGAAGAGGAGGAACACCCCCGGCCAAAGUACGAGACCAUCCUCAUCCAGAAGAAGCUGAAGGAGAGGAGGAAGAAAAGGAAGAAGCCGAAAAAUGAGCCUGUCAAGAGAGAGGAGGACGGUACUGACACAGGGAAGGACAGAUGGAGACAGAGACUGCUGUCUGCUAUGGCUGCAGGCGCCCCGGCAGGGCCAGAGAGUCUGACCUGGAAGGAUCGUCUCCCUGGUUACUUCAUCAAUGUGGCCUCCAUCCUCUUCAUGUUCGGGGUGACCUUCGCGGCAGUUUUCGGCGUGAUCAUUUACCGCGUCACGGUCUCUGCCCUGAUGGCGAUGAGCCCCGACCCGGAGAUCAAGUCCAACGUGCGUGUGACGGUCACAGCCACAGCCGUCGUGAUCAACCUGGUGGUCAUCCUCAUCCUGGAUGAGAUCUACGGAGCAGUGGCCGUCUGGCUGACAGAGCUGGAGAUCCCUAAGACGGAGAACCAGUUUGAGGAGCGCCUCAUCCUCAAGGCCUUUCUCCUCAAGUUCAUGAACGCCUACGCCCCCAUCUUCUACGUGGCGUUCUUCAAGGGACGCCACGUCUCCACCCACUUUUUAAAGUCUAAACCUGUGCCCCUGCCACCCUGUCUCCCUGGGCUCAGGAAGCUGAAGAAGCUGGUGAGGAAGUUGAAGGACAAGGGCGUUCCCGAGGAAGAGAGGGAGGAGCGGGUCGCUCGGCCACCACAGCAGUGGAACCUGGACUAUGUCCUGGAGCCCUUCGAGGGCCUCACCCCGGAGUACAUGGAGAUGAUAAUCCAGUUUGGGUUCGUGUCUCUGUUCGUGGCCUCCUUCCCCCUGGCUCCCCUGUUCGCCUUGCUCAACAACGUCAUUGAGAUCCGCCUGGACGCCAAGAAGUUUGUCACAGAGCUGCGUCGGCCCGACGCCGUGCGCUCCAAAGACAUCGGAGUCUGGUUCAACAUUCUGAGUGGCAUGGGCAAAUUCUCAGUCAUUAUAAAUGCAUUUGUGAUCUCGUUCACCUCAGACCUCAUCCCCAGAAUGGUGUACCAGUACAUGUACAGCCCCAAUGGCUCCAUGUACGGCUUCAUCGACCACACGCUGUCCUACUUCAACGUCAGCAACUUCCGCCCGGGCACCAUGCCCCUUUCCUCCAGCUACCCCCGCGAUGUCAUGCUUUGCAGGUAUAAGGACUACAGGGAGCCCCCUUGGUCUCCAGACGCCUACCACUUCUCCAAACAGUACUGGUGUGUCCUGGCUGCCAGAUUGGCCUUCGUCAUCAUCUUCCAGAACCUGGUGAUGUUCCUGAGCCUGCUGGUGGCCUGGGUGAUCCCCGACGUUCCCAAGGACAUCAGCGAGCAGCUGAAACGCGAGAAGACCCUCCUGGUGGACGUGUUCCUGCGUGAGGAGAAGGAGAAGUUCCUUCUCCUGCAGAGCCUCUUCACUAAGGACCCGCUGCGCCCCCGCCAGCCCGGCCCCAAGGGCACCCUGGACCCUCUGCGCUGCCGCACCCUGCCCCCUGUCUUCUCCCAGGGUCGGCCCCUGGGCGUGGCAGACGAAGAUGGGGUCCCGCGGGCGCGGGGCCGGGCGGCUAGCUUCAGCCAGUUCAGCAGGCAGCCGUCCCCUCAGGCGGAGGGGCCGAACGGCACCAAACACACAGCCGUGUGACGCGCGCUGGGUCAGGACACGUGCUGUGGCACGAGGUGUGUGUGUGUGUGAGCCGCGUACAUGGAUAGGAAGCUGACGCACACGUGCGUGUGUGUAUACAGGUGGGUGCGCUUCGCGAGCAAAAGGCAAACAUUGUAGCUCAGUCGGACAAAAUGUAAACGACCCUCGUCGUCAGCGGAUUACUCUUCUCGGGACCGUCUUUUGGCAAAUCAAGACCUAGUUUCAUGUGUUUAUUAUCCUCUGUCCGAAUGCGCACAUAACUGAGCUUCAAAAAGUGGAUUUAAGUUGGGAAAUAUGCCCUCACUCCAUCUGUGCGAUUGCAUUAAUUUGUUUUUGUGACUGACUUUGAAGCACGCAAGCUUCACUCCGUGCAGAAGCAAUAAUUCCUCUGGCAAUCAGACAGAUAAACCAACCAGAAAGACACAGGCAGACGGCCGGCCGGCCAGGCGGAUGGACAUACCCCUUCCACUGUACACUGUGAACUGAAUAGAGAGGACCAGGGAGGGAGGGGUGUUUCUGACACUUGUCGUCUGUUUAGGACUCAUUUUCCCAUCAGCCCCUCUGUGGAUCGAACAGUGUGGCAUCCUGGUCCAUCCCAGCACACCUUGCUAUA